AUGCCUCCCGAACCCUCGCUGCAGCGCGCUUCGGCGGAGCCGGCGCAAACCCGCGCAGAAACUAUCAUCGGCGGAAGAUACCGGCGCAUUUGCCAGAUUGGAGUGGGCGCGCAGGCGACCGUGUGGGAGUGCGUGAAUUUGCGCGCCGCUGCUGCGGAGGCGCGAGCGCCGGGUCAGCCUUUACUCUUAAAGGAAACGCCCCGACAAGCGGUAGAUUCUCCUCCGCGAUACUCAAGUGUCGCGGACUCGUCGUCUCCAGGAGUCGCCGAAUCUUCGCAAAGAGUCGCCUGCAAGAGCUUUCGACUUUCCCGGGCAGCCGCCGCCACUGCUGCUUUACCGUUCAACGCCUUCAGCUCACCGUCUGUCGCGGCUUUUGAGGGACCUCGAAAGGCGUUUGACUCUCUCACCGCAUUCAACGGCGGCCAUCGCGACUCGGAGCUCCUUCACCUUCGCCAAUCGCCGCUGAUGCGGCUAGAUGCCUUCGCGGAGGUUUCUUCGCUGGAAGUGGUAACCGGGCAUCCGAAUAUCGUUCGCCUGCUUGACGUCGUCGUAGAGCCGCCACGUCAGAUUCUACCCGAAGCUGUUACUACCAACCGAAACCGCGAAACGUCAUCUUGCGGUCCGGCUGAAGCUGAUACCGCAGUUCCUUAUGCUACUAGUCCUAAGACUAGUGGUGAUAGUAGUCCCAGUAGUAACCGCUGGAAGGUACACGUGAUUAUGGAGUAUACAGAUUCCGAGGACCUACUAACGGAGAUCGUGAAACGUGGUCCGUUGACGGAGAGCGACGCGGCCGCCGUUUUCCGUCAGAUCGCGUCCGCCGUGGCGUUUUGCCACGCGAGCGGCGUCAUUCACCGCGACAUCAAGCCAGACAACGUGCUGCUCACUCGACCGCCGUCGCCGUCCGCAUCCCCUCCUCCCGCCGCCUCCCACACGCGCCGCUGCCGCGCGUCGUGCUCCUUGCCUCCCCCCUCCUCAUCCUGCUCCUCCUGCUCCUCUCCCCCCUCCUCCUCCGCGUACCCUCAGUCCUCCCCAUGCUCGUCCCCCCCCCGCUCCCCGCUCUACUCCACACACCCAUCCGCGCCUUCCGCGCGCGCCCCCUCCUCCGCGCAAGCCGCUUCUCCCGCCCAAUCCAACCACUUUCCCGCUCGCUCUCCCCACUCUGCCUCACCAGGGGCUGGAGGAUCACCAAAACAACCUCCUCCUACCGCUUCCAACCGCUCUGACAAACCUUUCGACCGUUCCAGCUAUAUUGUGAAGCUAGCUGAUUUUGCACUGUCAACACACGUGGAGGGGGGCCCUAGGGGGAGGAAAACCGACGCAGGGGCAGGCACUAGACUGUAUAUGGCCCCGGAAAUGCUUGGGGGAGGGGAGGGGAAGAAGAGGAGCGGUGGGGGGGGAGGAGGAGGGGAGGGGUAUGGUUGCAAGGUGGAUGUAUGGAGUAUGGGUAUCACUCUUGCUGCUAUGCUCACUGGUCGAAUCCCGGGAACUCCGGUGAAUUUCAAUGGGGUGGUUUGGCAAGGGGUGUCGGCGGGAGCGAAGGAUCUGAUCCGUCGGAUGCUCCAGGAGGACCCGGAUCGACGGCUGAGCUCGUUUGAGGUGUUGGAGCAUCGGUGGUUGCUGCAGGCAGGAGGGAAGAAGCCAGGGAACAGUGAUCUUGCUCCCACCAGCAUUGCUGCUGCUGCUGCUGCUGCUGCUGCUGCUGCUUCUGCUGCUGGUGCUGCUACUGCCUCUCCUGCUGCUACCACCACCGCUGCUGCUGCUGCUGCACCGUCUGCUAGUGCGGCUAUAGCAGGGUGGGCAAGCCUCCUCCCCAUGCGCCCACGCACCACUACCGCAGGGGGGCAUUGUGACCCAGCAGCGCGGCAGCAGGCGCCAAAAGCGCUGUCAGUCACGGCCUGGCAGCCUUGGUAUGGAAGGCAGAGCAUAGGCGCGUGGGCUUGA
Messenger RNA from Closterium sp. NIES-65, 1941 nucleotides. The record is from the annotation of a GenBank genome assembly. Lineage: Eukaryota; Viridiplantae; Streptophyta; Zygnematophyceae; Desmidiales; Closteriaceae.